Hipposideros armiger (great roundleaf bat) is the source of this 6019-nucleotide messenger RNA. RefSeq names its product secretory carrier membrane protein 1 (gene SCAMP1). The transcript has 9 exons. Gene Ontology annotation, biological process: protein transport. Gene Ontology annotation, cellular component: recycling endosome membrane; trans-Golgi network membrane. The record is from RefSeq and is a predicted model, not a curated record. The coding region runs from base 200 to 1219 and encodes 339 amino acids. NCBI's taxonomy places the organism in Eukaryota, Metazoa, Chordata, Mammalia, Chiroptera, Hipposideridae.
CGAACGGGAUAAACGCCGCCGGCCCGGAGCCCGUCGCACCGGGCAUGCUCAGUGGCGCGGCCGGCUGGGUGGCCCGGCGAGCUGCACCCGGAUCUGCUCGGCGGCAGCGGCGGCGACGUGAGCGCGCAGGGGGGCGGCGGCCUCGCCUCGUCUCCCUCACUGCGCCUGGGUCGGGUGGGUGACGCCGAGUGCGAGAAAGAUGUCGGAUUUCGACAGUAACCCGUUUGCGGACCCGGAUAUCAACAACCCCUUCAAGGACCCAUCAGUCACACAAGUGACAAGAAAUGUUCCACCAGGACUUGAUGAAUAUAAUCCAUUCUCGGAUUCUAGAACACCUCCACCAGGCAAUGCGAAAAUGCCAAAUGUACCCAGCACACAACCAGCAAUAAUGAAACCAACAGAGGAACAUCCUUCAGCUUAUACACAGAUUGCAAAGGAACAUGCCUUGGCUCAAGCUGAGCUGCUUAAACGCCAGGAAGAGCUAGAAAGAAAAGCAGCCGAAUUAGAUCGUCGAGAACGAGAAAUGCAAAACCUCAGUCAACAUGGCAGAAAAAAUAAUUGGCCACCUCUUCCUGGCAGUUUCCCUGUGGGACCUUGUUUCUAUCAGGAUUUUUCUGUAGACAUUCCUGUAGAGUUCCAAAAGACAGUAAAAAUUAUGUACUACUUGUGGAUGUUCCACGCUGUAACACUGUUUCUAAAUAUCUUCGGAUGCUUGGCUUGGUUUUGUGUUGAUCCUACACGAGGGGUUGAUUUUGGAUUGAGUAUCCUGUGGUUCUUGCUUUUUACUCCUUGUUCGUUUGUCUGUUGGUACAGACCACUUUACGGAGCUUUCAGGAGUGACAGUUCAUUCAGAUUCUUUGUGUUCUUCUUCGUAUAUAUUUGUCAGUUCGCAGUACAUGUACUACAGGCUGCAGGAUUUCACAACUGGGGCAACUGCGGUUGGAUUUCAUCCCUUACUGGCCUCAACAAAAGUAUUCUUGUUGGAAUCAUGAUGAUAAUCAUAGCAGCACUUUUCACAGCAUCAGCAGUCAUCUCACUAGUUAUGUUUAAAAAGGUACAUGGACUAUAUCGCACAACAGGUGCUAGUUUUGAGAAGGCCCAACAAGAGUUUGCAACAGGUGUGAUGUCCAACAAGACUGUCCAGACCGCAGCUGCAAACGCAGCUUCCACUGCAGCAACCAGUGCAGCUCAAAAUGCUUUCAAGGGUAACCAAAUUUAGAGGAUCUUCAAACAAUACACUGUUACCUUUCGACUGUACUUUUUUCUCUAGUUACUGUACUCUAUAAAUAUUUUUAUGUUCAAAACACACAGUAAACACAGCAUGUAUAUUUCCAAUUCACUUAUGCAUGGGCGAAAAUCAGAAAUGUUUCCUUGUCUUUUUAUUUACCUAAAAGUUUCUUAAUAUUUUAGUGCCCCUUGCAGAAAAAAGUACUACAUGCUAAAUAAAUAUUCUCCAUAUUUUUUGGGGGAUGAAUGUUCAGCACAUUAUUUCAGUGGUGAGACACUGAAAUUAAUAUGACACUUAUGAUUAGAAAUGCAUUUAGUACUAGCUUAAGUCAUUCUUUCAAGAAUCUUAGAUACAAGGAUAACACAUUGGAGCAGUAAAGUGAUGCUUCAUUCCAUUUUCCUUAUUUAUAUUGAGAGAAAUAGGCCAUCAGGGACUUGUGGAUUUUUAAAUUGGCUUGCUUUUUAGCAGUUUCAGUCACCAGUGAAGAACCUGUGUGCAUUUUAUAGUAGAUAAUGUAACUUUUACCUUUUUAUUUUCUUUUUUUCAGAGUCGUUGAUAUUUUGAUAUCAGUCUCUGAUCUUGCAUGGGCACUGCAUUUCUUAAAUUAAAAGAAUUAGUAUUUUGGAUUCUGCACUGCUUAUUGUUGUAGGUUUGGGGUGGUGUUUAUAGAAUCAUAGAAAUGAUUUUCUGUAAUAGUUUCUUUUAAAUAAAAAUUUUUUGGGGUGCAAUACAAAAAUAUAAUAUGCAGUGCAUUAUCCAAAAGAAAAGAUAGAAAAGUGAUGGAAUAGAAUGUAGUGAUAGUAAUAUCAGUUUGUUUUUUUUUCUUCAAAUUUUCAGUAUGUGUAUCAUAGUAAACUAUUACUGUAUGGAAACUUUGGUAUAUUCUUGUGGCUACUCUUUUUAAUUGACCUGAGAUUGUGUUUGGCAGCUCUUUUUUGGGGUGUGUAUGUAAUUUUUAACAGGUAUUAAAGUCUAGCCUAACUCCUUGUCCAAAAAGAACAUGUAGUAUUGAAGUGAUUUUUCUUUUAGCCUCUCAUCUCUAGUGGCAUUAAAAAUAAAAAGACUCUGGCAUUUUACAUAUACUUGAAUCCCUACUGCACCUCAGUCUUUUAAUUUUUGAGACAUACUGAAUACAUUAAAAUUUUUCAGCAAUAGAAAAAAUAAAACAUUUAAUUUGUACCAAGCAAGAAACUAUACAGUUGAAUGCAUUAAUUUUUAAUAUAAUCACAUUAAAAUUGUUACUAUGCAGCACAGGAGUUCAUUCUUAUAGUAUAUUUGGGUUGAAAGUGAAUCACUUUUAACACUGAUUAAAUAACUAAAAGACACUUGUAAAGUACUGUUUUUGGAAGUCAUUAGCUAAUUUAAGAUUAAAGAAUAAUAGGUAGUGAUUUAUUCAACUUGACUUUAAGCAAGAAUAGCCUAUUGGAUUAUAUUAUUUGAGAUUGCAGAUCCGUAAAAAAGAAAAAAAAAUUCAGAUGGGCACAACAAAUGGUUAAAUCACUUUUAUUCUUCUCCCCGAACCUGGAGUUUCGUGUUGGGGGUGGGUGGUGAGUUCUCACUACUUAAAAAAGAAGCAUUGCGUGGUAGUGACACUAGGCAAUGUGGAUCCAUUCAGAUGGUGAUUACAUUUGAUUUAUUUGGGACUUUAUUGAAGUAAUAUACUUGGAAUAUGUUUCUUUUAUUUUGAUGGAAUAGGAUUCAUAGUAUGAAUUGGAAGCUGUUUACAAAUAUUUCUGAUUAGUGAUAAUCUCCACCUCCUUUCUUAACCAUGGCGCCACUCGGCCGGCCCUCCACCUCCUUUCUUGAAUAAGCCAGUUGAAGUUUUUCAGAACCGUAAUCUUACUGAAAAUGUGUUUCAUCAAUGUGCUGUAUUAAUUGUGGAUUUUAAAAACAUUCAAAACAUUAACCACAAAAUACAACAAGAACAAUUAUGUCCAUCAUUAAUUUAUAUCUCAAGUCCAUUUUAAUUUUUUUUAAAGUAGAAAUGAAAGAUAAAGCAUAGAGACUUGAAAAACACCGAGAUUCUUUCAGUAAUAGGAAUGAUUUUCUCUAUUCUGCAGAAACCCAUAAAGGUAGCACUGUUAAAUAGCGAAGAAUAAUUAUAACCAACAGUAUCUUUUUUGUAUAGAUGGGGAAAAAGUUAUAAAAUCCAGUUAUUUGGGUUAAUACAAGCUUAUGGGAGAAAAUUGUUUUUUAAAAACAUAAAUGUGCAUUAAAAUGAUAGCAGUGCUCACAGUUAGAUAAAGUAUAGGGGUUUUAAAUUCUUAUAUUUUCUAUUCUCUUCAUAAUUAGUAAAUAAUCACAUUUUCACUCAGCAAAAGAUUGGCAUUUGUUAGUGUUUUAUAUUUAAUGUUACCAUUACCCAGGAUCAUCAGAAUCAUGAAAUGGUCUUGACAUUGUAAGUAUCCACGUCAUUUUUCAGUUUGCAAUACUAAGUUGGCUAGUUUAUUUCAGACUAAAGUCUGAACACUGGAAUAUCAUUGCUCAGUGAUUUGUAAUUUGGGACUUGGAUCAUUUAUCUAGGGAUGUUUGUAUAUUUUGUUAGUGAGUAAUACGGCGCUGCCAUCACGGUGACUGUCGUGGUUCUAUAUAAAUGCCCUCCAUCUGUCCCUCUAAUGUUGCAUGUUUUCAGUGGUUUGGCAGUUUUGUAUAUUUAUUGUAUUAACACAGUGUCAAAAUAAAAUGCUGUUUACUGGAUGUUUGUUUGUAUAAUUCUAAAUACUAUAUUAGCACUUCAGAGGCAGAAAUUAUCCUGAGGGUUUAAUGUAAUAGAAAUUCUACAUUUGAUUAAAAAAUAAUCUGUGUAUAAUUCUAUCACAUGCUAAACAAAAUAAAUAUAUAAAAGACUUAGUUAAAAACUGUCAGCAACAUAAAAUGACAACUUUUCUGUUGUAUUAGACCAUCAUAGGUAGUGGAACUUGAGCUUCACUCGUAUUAAAUAUUUUUACCACUUUAAGGUCAAAAUACUCAGACUGUCUAGAAGUUAGUGAGGUUCAAAAUGGAAAAUGUGUUUUGUGGCUCAGAUUUUUUCCUAGUGGGUUAAAAUGGAUGUUUUUGUAUUAGUAUUGUAUUGAUUUGACUUAACUUGUGUUCUGUUCCCUAACCUCCCUACUGAUUGCUGUUUUACAUACCGAUGGAAGUACCUGUUUGUGUAUUAUUGGGUUUUUUAUUUGGUUAUUUAAAGAGGAUGUAAAAAUACAAUCUAAAAUAAUGUUCAUGGUGAAUCUUAUUUUGAGAAAUACAUGUUAUAUUAAAAUAGGAACAACAUUUUCAGUUUUCUGGGUGUUAUCUUAAAAAAAGUGAGUUUGGAUUGUCAUUGGAUAUAUCUUCUAUAAAUCAUGUUGAGAUAAUGUAUGGUUUGCAUUUUAAAGGGAAUUUGUUAAAUUUAUUAGUUGUUGCUGUAAAUCAUUUGUAGCAUAAUGCUUUUAUAGUUAUUGGUAUAUCUUUUUCUGAAAACAUUGACAUUAGCAUUUAAUUUUAUCUUUAUUGGCAAAAUCUGUGUUUAGACUGUUAAUAUACAGAACUUGUUGCAUUUUUGUUCCUAUUUUCCUUUUAGAAUUACCAUGGCUAUCAAACACCAUUUCAUUGUAUCUCCUUCCAUUUUUUUCCUUAAGGAAAACGUUUGAAAGAAUUUGUUGAUUCCACAUGAUUAAGACCUUUAGAGGUGAAAUAAAAGUGGUUAAUGUAGAAAUAAUUGGGGAUGGUUAAAAGUAAACACAAAUUUGAUAGAUUUUCAAGUACCAUAUUAUAAAUUUAUUUAGGGUAGAAUAAAUGUUUUAAAACAUUAGAAAUGGUUAAAUAUUAUGGAAAGUGAAGUAGUUCCACUAGAAUUAGAGUAUAUUUUACAAAAAACAGCAUACUUUUUGUAUUGAUGGGUGUUGUUAAACCUUUUUUUAGGGCUAUAUUACAGUAUAUAGAUAGGUAGGAAGAAGUAUGUAGAAAUUUUUUAAACCAAGCAUUGCCACUAAUCUGCCCUAGAUACCUUUAAUUUAAAGAUACUAGGAAAACAGGGAAAGACUCUCUGCUAGAGUUCUUACCACCCUCCCUGUGGGUUCCAUAUUUACAGUUUAACUUCGUGGUUUGGGUAGGACAAAAGUUAACCUGUAGAGUUUUCAUUAGCACUGUUCAUGUUUUCAAAUUUCAAGGGACAUGGUAACCACAAGUAGGAAUGCAGUGAAUGUUAAAUUUUAUGUGUAUCUAAAUCUUGAUUUGUUUUUCAGCUAUCUUUCUGGGUUUGGCAUGACUGAUGGUGUAGCUAAAACCAUCUUGCCACUAAACCCCAAUUUUAUCUUUUUUCUAAUAGGGCCAGAAAAUAGUUAACCCUAUUCUACCUAGUAAUGUUAAAUAUAGUUGUAUAAGAUUACUCUGAGUAUUAAUCUUCUCUACAUUUAAAUGGUUCUAAUUUAUAGAAUCCUAGCAUGAAAUUUUUCUUUAACUCUUCAGUUGUUUUCAACACUUAGAUAUAAUCCUAAAAUUCUCCAGAACUUUAAAAAUAUUUUGUGGAUCAUUGAUUCUCAGGAUAAAUUGUGGUUGUGGUAUUUGUUACUGUUGGCAAUUUUUAGUAUUCUUCAGGUGUUUUGAGUCUAGGAAAAAUAAUGCCAAAAAUCACUGUCUUUUAUCUGGUGAUCACAAUGAGUACAAUAUUAUAGUCAUCUACCUACAUAAAAACAGCUCACUGGGCAUACACAUCCCUCAAACUAUUUUUUUCUAGUGUGAAAGUAAUAUAUACCUGUUGUAAAACUAUUGACAGAUAUGGAAAAUGAUAAAUAAUAAAAAUAAUAUGUAAUUCUU